This is a messenger RNA of Phragmites australis (common reed), 771 nucleotides long. RefSeq lists its product as uncharacterized. The coding region runs from base 1 to 771 and encodes 256 amino acids. The transcript has a single exon. The record is from RefSeq and is a predicted model, not a curated record. Lineage: Eukaryota; Viridiplantae; Streptophyta; Magnoliopsida; Poales; Poaceae.
AUGCAUCCGCCGAACUACACCCGCUGGCGUGAACUCUUCCUCGCGCUUGUCGGCAAGUUCGGUGCCUCGCGCCACAUCGAUGACACAAUAGCACCUAACCCUCCUGACGUGGCCUGGCAGACAGUCGACUAUGCCGUGCUCUCCCUCCUCUAUGCCACUGUCUCUGAGGAGAUCAUGGCCAUCGUCCUCAAGCCCGAUGCGGCCACCUACGCCAUCUGGCACGAGAUCGAGGGCCUCUUUCGGGACAACAAGGUGUCGCACGCUUUGUCCCUUGAAGUCGAAUUCCACAGCUUGGCACAAGGUGACCUCUCCAUCCUCACCUAUUCCCAAAAGUUUAUGACCUACGCUGAUGCUCUCGCCAACAUCGACCAGCCAGUCCCUCCGGACACUCUCGUCCUCACCCUCCUGCGUGGCCUCAAUGACCCCUUCCGCAACAUCGCCACCAUCAUCAAGACCAAGACACCUUUCUCCUCCUUCCUGGAGUCACACUCCAUGCUGCUGCUUGAGGAGGCUGAUCUCAAGAUCGCUCGCUCGAACACCUCCACAGCCCUUGUCACCACCAACUCCGGCUCUAGUGCACAGGUGUCCUCCAAGUCGUCCUUCACGAGCAGUUCUUCUGGCGGCUCCACCAACACCCAUCGCCAAAAGGGUAAGGGCAAAGGAAUCACCGUGGCGGCAACGGCGGUGGACGACACUCCUUUGGUGGCACUAGCACCCAGGGCAGCGAUGGUCGUCUGGCGUCCCGGCUGCUACAACCAUCCAGUGGCCUAA